UAUCGCUGUGUUUUGUGUUUUGAGUUUUCAGCGCGUGUAUGACCCAAAAAAAGUCGAUCGAUCCCAUCUGAUAAUGGAAACCGACGCUAGCGUCAGUUCGAUGAUCAUGUACGAGGAUGAGUCGGUGGAUGUUCGCUAUGUAAACGGGUCUCAGUUACAACUGUCGCCGUGCGGCAGUGAAUUCAUGCUGGUGAAAUCCACAGACCCCUCCGGCCAUCCUCUGCAGCCCAGAGAGAGAGUCCGACAGAGGACGAGGUUCACCAUCAGCUCAUACAAGGAGCUGAUAGCAGCUGCCUUGGAAUUCAGGAAUAAAUAUGCAAGUCGACCUUAUCUGCCAGAGGAACUUAUCCCUGCUGAACACAAGAAGCCUUUUUUCAGCAUUGACUCCUACGUGCAAUGGCCUGAGUGGUCUUCCUGUGAAGCUGAGCUGGGGCCUGGAGGUGAGACCAUCGUCUGGUCUGAGGAGGGGAGCGCUGCCCUCAUGCUGUCGCCCUCAGGUGAAGAAUUUUCGGUCAAGUUCACGUGUAGCCUCAGUCAGACUCAGUGUUUCAACAGAGAUCCUGCUGAUGGACUGGGCAGUCAGCAGCAAAUCUGUCAGAGCACCAAUAACGAGACCAAAGAGGUUCAUCAGGGAAGAGGAAGUAAAAGGAACGAGUCGGUAAGAUCAAGGUCCUGUUCUCCACGGAUUAUCAGCACCUCUCAGCCAAAGCCACAGGAGAAGUACCAAUCCACCACUGUGGUCCAGCAUCACUCCUGCCUUGCUAAUGCCCCCAUGUGGCGCUACCCUCUCUCCUUGGCUCGCCAUCACUGGACAGCUUGUCUCUCUCAACCUAAAGUUGCCGGAGCAGAGGGAACCGGCAAUUCUGCUCAGGCAGACGGGAAAGUAAACACGUCUGAUGUAUUUAGUGAAGAGAGAAGGUCUCAGCUUCCUCAGGCGCUGCCUGUCACAUGUCCGUCCCCUCACAGACACAGGUGGAAGAUUGUAGACCCCCUGGCCACAAAAGAACAGUCAGAUCAAGACCUUCCAACAGAGCUGGUGAAAGUGAUGUGGUGUCAUGGAGUCACCUACAGGAUACUGAGCGGGGCUGUCUCAGUCAUAGAUGUUUCACCAGGAGAUGGAUCAGUGAUCCGGUCUAAUGGUGUCCUUAACUCUUAUUUUACCCAUUACCAACCUGAACUCCAGUCAGGGCGGGUGAAAGAGAUAUCAUACCAUUUGAAUAGCCUUCCACCGGAUGUAUGCGGACAGGUGUACUCUGUGUGCUCUGUUGUGAGUCGUGCAGGCAGGAUCCUCACUUGCUACAACCAGGCCAAGCAAUCGCUGAAGCUCCCUGCCACGCCCAGCUGCUUGCAAGAGGCCACAGAACACAGGCAUUUUUUGAAACCACAGAUGCUUGAAGAAAACCUGUCCGACCCUACAUCUGCUGACCAUCACAUGAAUGUCACACAGGCAGUCGAAAGUCGGUCAGAUGUUGUAGCUGCAGAACUGGCGAAGAUAAAACGGUUCAACUUUCUUCUAGAGAACAGUCACCUACAAAGUUGUGAGAAAGGAAGUGUGGAGCCGCAAGUUCGUUCUGCAGAAGAGGUGACUCAUGAACCAGUGAAUGAGAGCUCCAUUGCUGAAGCUCUUCAGAGGACAUCCAGAGCCAUUAAGGACAUUGAUGCUCUCAUAUCCACAGCGACACUGACUUGAAAGAGUGCAAGCAAAGUAAUGUAAUAAUGUAAAGCGGUUUUACCAUAAUAUACAGAUACUCAAAUAAACUUUUCUUUAUGUGA
Molecule: messenger RNA, 1773 nt
Organism: Toxotes jaculatrix (banded archerfish)
Lineage: Eukaryota; Metazoa; Chordata; Actinopteri; Toxotidae
Gene: c7h5orf34
Product: chromosome 7 C5orf34 homolog
Exons: 11
Coding region: 74-1690 (538 amino acids)
Source: RefSeq, a predicted model, not a curated record